Molecule: messenger RNA, 456 nt
Organism: Tachyglossus aculeatus (Australian echidna)
Lineage: Eukaryota; Metazoa; Chordata; Mammalia; Monotremata; Tachyglossidae
Product: cathelicidin-2-like
Exons: 4
Coding region: 1-456 (151 amino acids)
Biological process (GO): defense response to Gram-positive bacterium; defense response to Gram-negative bacterium; innate immune response
Cellular component (GO): extracellular region
Molecular function (GO): lipopolysaccharide binding
Source: RefSeq, a predicted model, not a curated record
AUGACCACUGGCGUCUGGAGAGUCCUGCUGUUGGUCAGCGUGGCCGCGGCCCUCACCCCGGCGCGGGGCCUGAGCCACCGAGAGGCCGUAAACCUCGCCCUCGACGCCUACAACAGAGGCCCGGACGUCACCCGCGCCUUCCGUGUGUUCGGCUCCGUCCCUCGGCCCAGGGCGGAUCCAUCUCCCACCACUAUCCCUCUGAACUUCACCGUGAAGGAGACGGUUUGCUUCAAGAGGGAGGGACUCAAUCCGGACAAGUGUGCCUUCAAAGACCAUGGGCUGGUGAGGGACUGUACCGGCUCCGUCUCCACGGCCCAGGAGCCCCCGGCCGUCACCAUCUCCUGCGAGGGGCCCAUCCGCACCAAGAGAUUCCUGUUUUCAAUUAUUAGGGCCGGUAUUAAAUUAGGGCGCUCUAUUGUGCACUUGAUCAAGAGAAAUAGGCGUCAGGAGCAUUAG